This is a messenger RNA of Ricinus communis (castor bean), 1750 nucleotides long. Its product is annotated as cytochrome P450 CYP82D47. Gene Ontology annotation, biological process: defense response to other organism. Gene Ontology annotation, molecular function: monooxygenase activity; iron ion binding; oxidoreductase activity, acting on paired donors, with incorporation or reduction of molecular oxygen. The transcript is spliced from 2 exons. Lineage: Eukaryota; Viridiplantae; Streptophyta; Magnoliopsida; Malpighiales; Euphorbiaceae. The record is from RefSeq and is a predicted model, not a curated record. The coding region runs from base 23 to 1624 and encodes 533 amino acids.
CCUUAUAUAUGGAUGCACAAAUAUGACAAGCUUACCUCAUUCCGCUCAAGUCUUCUUUUCUCUAUUCUUCUUUGAAAUGGAUUUCCUUCUUCCGAAUUUUAACACCGUCGUAACCGUGAUCUUUGCCUUACUUCUGUUUGUCUACUAUCAAGUGAAACAAUUUAAACCUGCCACAAAACUAUCACCCCAACCAAUGGGCGCAUGGCCUAUAAUCGGUCACUUGCCUUUAUUGUCAGGAUCACAUCUUCCUCACUUAACAUUGGCUACUCUAGCAGAUAAGUAUGGUCCAAUCUUCACCUUACGGAUUGGGAUACAUUCUGUUCUGGUAGUGAGUAGUUCAGAGGUAACUAAGGAAUUAUUCAGUGCCAAUGACUUGAAUGUAACCUUCCGUCCGUUACUGGUAUCAGCAAAACUGAUGGGCUACAACUAUGCCUUCUUUCCUUUCACUCCUGGCGGUCCAUAUUGGCGCGAGACGCGCAAGAUAUCCAAUUUACAUCUGCUCUCUAAUCGGCGCCUUGAGCUCCUCAAGCAUAUCAGAACGCAAGAAGUUGAAACUUCCAUAAAGGAAUUGUACCAAUCUUGGAAGGAUAAUACGAAAAUUAUUGAGAUGAAGGAAUGGUUUUCGGACUUAAGCAUGAAUUCCCUUCUUAGGAUGAUUAUAGGUAAGAAAUUCUUUGGUGCUGGUGCGACUGGUGAUCAGACAGAAGGACGGCGAUUCCAAAAUGGGAUAACAGUGCUUUUUCAUUAUUUGGGGACUCUUGUUUUGAGGGACGCUGUUCCAUUUCUCGGAUGGAUGGAUGUGGGUGGACACGAUAAGAGAAUGAAGAGAACUGCUAAAGAAUUAGACGAUAGUCUUGAGAAAUGGCUGGAAGAGCAUAAGCAGAAGAUUAACUUGGGCGAUAUAGAGAAUGAUAAAGACUUUAUGGACUCGAUGAUUUCAGUCCUUGACGGAAAAAAUAUUGAAGGUUAUGAUGCUAACACAAUCAACAAAGCCACAUGCUUGAGUAUGAUUGCGGGCAAUGAGACAGUUACAGUUGCCAUAACAUGGGCACUAUCUCUACUGCUAACCAACAAGCAUGCAUUGAAAAAGGCUCAAGAAGAGUUGGACAAAUAUGUUGGGAAAGAAAGACUAGUGAAUGAUGCAGACAUAAGCAAGCUUGUAUAUCUCCAGGCCAUAGUCAAAGAAACUUUAAGGCUAUAUCCACCAGCAAUUAUCCCAGGACCCCGUCAAUUCACUAAGGAUUGCACCAUAGGUGGCUAUCAUGUAGCAAAAGGCACUUGGUUGAUGAUGAAUCUUUGGAAGAUACAUAGAGACCCUAAUGUAUGGCCAGAACCUGCGGACUUCAAGCCAGAAAGAUUUCUAACAACUCAUAAGGACAUUGACGUUAGGGGGAAUAAUUUUGAGUUGCUUCCUUUUGGAGGUGGCAGAAGAGCAUGUCCUGCAGUAUCUUUUGGCCUCCAAAUGAUGCAUUUAACAUUGGCCAGUUUAUUGCAUGCUUUUGAAAUCUCAACUCCGAACAAUGCAUUGCUUGAUAUGUCUCCUGGCAUUGGGCUAACAAAUAAGAAAACUACCCCUCUGGAAGUUCUCAUCUCGCCACGCUUGCCUUCGUAUUGUUUUGAGUAAUGGGAAUUUAGUCGAGAGGAUUGCAGGAGCAAUGGCUCUUGCCACCUAUCACUCUUCCAUAAAUAUGCAUGUAUACGAUGUCAGCUCUCCUAUGUGAUGAUAAGUUAGUGGUUGUUGUUCGUUUUA